Molecule: messenger RNA, 2404 nt
Organism: Eurytemora carolleeae
Lineage: Eukaryota; Metazoa; Arthropoda; Copepoda; Calanoida; Temoridae
Product: probable ATP-dependent RNA helicase DDX43
Exons: 26
Coding region: 108-2273 (721 amino acids)
Molecular function (GO): zinc ion binding; ATP binding; RNA binding
Source: RefSeq, a predicted model, not a curated record
AUGUAUGUUUCAGAAUCUGGCUUAAUGCCAGCUUAAGAGAUCCAUUAAACGCGUUGAAGAGAACCUUACCGAUAAAGUAGUACUCUUCAGUAUUCCUCGAAGCAAGAAUGUCUGAAUUGGGAAUUGGAGCAGAGGGUUCUGAAUUGACCAGAGCUAAAGGAAGAGGAAGAGGACGAAUUGUCCCAGAGACUGGGUUCUCUAACGCGAACUCUGCUGCAACCUUGUGUCCCAAUAACAACUCACGAGACGAAUCUGUUCCGCCCAAGGGAGACGAAUGGGAGGAAGAUGAACCCGAACCUGUAGACGACAACCCUGGAGAGCUCCGAGUCCCGAAGGGGUUGGUAGGACGAAUAAUCGGGAAAGGAGGUUGUAAAAUCAAAGAGAUCAGGGAGGCCUCGGGAGCCAGAAUUGACAUCCAAGAUGAAGGAAGUGAAAGUAAAGUUUGUCUGUCAGGAACUCCGGACCAGAUGAAAACUGCCAAACAGAUUAUUCAAAGUAUCAUUGAUCAAGGUGAUAGUAGAGAUUACAGUAGAAGUCAACGCACUGAUGAAAGCUCUGGUUCUAGAGGCAGAUAUCUAGAUGAUCAGAAUGACAGUGCUGGAGACCAGGGACACGGACGUCCAGGUGUACCUGCACACUGGGGAGUUCUAGAUUCAGGAGACAAGGAUGAGUUCGGUCCACCAGAGACAGAGGAGACUACCAUUAAUUGGAGUGAUUUCAAGAAAAGUAUGGAAUCCGAGUCUAAGCGAAAAUGGGGUGCUCUACCUCCGAUCGUAAAGAACUUUUAUGUGGAACAGGAGACUGUUAAAGCCAGAUCUGAAGCUGAAGUUGAGAAAUUCAGGCGUUCUAAUAAUAAGAUCCAGGUGAAAAACUUCAAUGAAAACGACACAGCUGCUCUGAUGAAGCCAGUGUUUACAUUUGAAGAGGCGUUCUCCAGGUACCCUGAGAUCAUGGAGACUAUUCAAAACCAGGGGUUUGAAAGACCAUCACCUAUCCAGUGUCAGAUGUGGCCCUAUCUGCUGUCUGGUAAAGAUGUGAUAGGCAUAGCCCAGACAGGAACUGGUAAAACCCUGGGGUUUCUGCUCCCUGCAUUUAUCCAUAUUGAAGGACAGACUAUUCCAAGAGGAAAGAGAGGAGGUCCUAGUGUUCUUAUCUUCGCUCCAACCAGGGAGCUCGCGCAGCAAAUAUCUGGCGAGGUAAAGAAGUACGAGUACCGAGGGAUAUCAUCUGUAUGUGUCUACGGUGGUGGAAGCUUUAAUGAGCAGCUAAAGGCAAUAGAGAAAGGUGUUGAGAUCAUAAUAGCUACACCUGGUAGAUUCAACCAUUUUGUUGAGAAGGGUGCUAUAAACUUAGAAACCAUCACCUAUCUUGUUCUAGACGAGGCGGAUAGAAUGUUAGACCAAGGAUUCGAGUAUGAAAUUCGAAAGACACUGUGCGACAUCAGACCUGACCGUAUUUCUGUUAUGACAAGUGCCACCUGGCCUCCAGACGUUCGUAGAUUAGCGACAAAAUAUAUGGUAGAUCCAGCCACAGUUUUUGUAGGUUCCCUGGAUUUAGCUGCUGUGAAGAGUGUGACACAAGAGAUUAUUCAAGUGGCGGCAGAGGAGAAGAUGAAGUAUUUGGUGGAUUUCAUCAAAAGCAUGGAGGAGGACGAUAAGGUUAUAGUGUUCGCCGGGAGGAAAUCCUCUGUCACCAUGUUAUCAGUUGAGUUAUCGCUAAUGUUCAUAUCAUGCCAGUCAAUUCACGGAGACAGGGACCAAGAAGACCGCGAGCAAGCUCUAGACGAUCUAAGAAGUGGUGAAGUUAAGAUACUGAUUGCUACAGGUAUGAAGGUGUGUAGAAUUGGAAGAACAGGGAGAGCAGGGAAAACUGGAACCAGCAUAUCCCUUUUUACUAGGGAGGAUUGGAGAAAAGCCCCUGAGCUUGUAACUAUGUUGGAGGAUGCUGGUCAACCUGUACCUGAGUGGUUAGCUAAGGAAGCUGUCAGGUUUACAGUGUGGAAGGCUAAGAGGGACCAGGAUGAUGCACAGUUUGGUGGAAGAUCCAGAGGGGGAGGUAGGGGAGGAGGAGGAGGUGGUGGCGGAAGUGGAUGCAGAAAUUGUGGAGAAGAUGGUCACUAUGCGCGAGAUUGUCCUCAAGGCGGCGGAGGAGGAGGAAGGGGCGGCGGUGGAGGUGGUGGUGGUUUUGGCGGAGGUGGUGGUAGAGGGCGUGGCAGUGGAUGUUUUAAGUGUGGAGAGUCCGGCCACAUUUCUCGAGAUUGUAGGAAGCGUUAAUUUUGUUGUAGUCGAAUUCGUUAGAUUUAUUUUUUCGAUCAAAUUUCAAAUUGUUGUUUUUGUUGCACCGUAUUAUUUUUAUAGUAUAUGUAUGCUUCAAGUAAAUAAAUAGUGUGAACCCACCCUUCUAA